AUGAUAGUUAAUGUUUUAAGAGAGAAUCUUUACAAGGUUAAAAAGUAUAAAAGAAUAAUAACUAUAAUUUUAUUAUUGGUAUCCUUUUACUUUAUCAUUCCAUCAUUUAAUCCACAUAAGUUGAUGUCUUUUGAAUCCUGUUAUGACCUUUUAAAAGUUGAUGAUACCCUGACGCAAAGCAUAAACACCAAAUUUGAAGAAAUGCUGCCUAAUGAUACAAUCUUGAUUGUUACUAAUGAUUUAGAAUUCUUUGAUUAUCAUAUUUCUAAACUUAAAAUCAGAACAAAGUAUAUUAAGAUUGUAAACAGAGAUGACAAUAAAAGUUACUUCUUGAAGAUAUUUAUUAAUAGAUCUCAUACAUCCCAAGUCAGGGUCAAUUUAUGGAGUUUUAUGGUAAUUACAGAAGUUUUGUAUGUUGCUAAAGCAAUAUUUAAUAUCGGUUUUGACAUAAACCCGUUUAAAAUAACUAAUGUAUGGGAAAAUAGAAUUUAUUUAAACUUAUCAUAUGCGGAUACUAGAAAAUUUUUGUUUUUUCUCCGAGUAAUGUCUAAUUUCCAUUCUCAUUAUUACGGAUUAUACUUUUAUUUACCUUUAAAAGAUUCUAUUAUAAAAGGAGACAAUUUAGGUAUUUAUUGCGGAAUUAUGACUUUAGUACAUUUUUUUGAAAUGAAUAACAACAUUAAUCCAUUAAGCUUGUUGAUGGAUUUAAUCAUAUUUAAGAAGUGUCCUUUUGCUUUUAUUUUAUAUUAUGUAAAAAAUAAAGCAGCUUACUAUAGUAUAUUAUUAAUGAUAACUAAUUUGAAAUUUGCAUUUUUUUAUAAUCUAGGAUGGUUUUGUUAUUAUGUUUAUUAUCAUCUAAUUGAAUAUUUUAAUAAAAACUUUUAA
This is a messenger RNA of Hepatospora eriocheir, 885 nucleotides long. Lineage: Eukaryota; Fungi; Microsporidia; Hepatosporidae. The record is from the annotation of a GenBank genome assembly.